This is a messenger RNA of Aspergillus versicolor CBS 583.65, 844 nucleotides long. RefSeq lists its product as uncharacterized. The record is from RefSeq and is a predicted model, not a curated record. The transcript has 2 exons. Bases 178 to 477 code for a protein of 99 amino acids. Lineage: Eukaryota; Fungi; Ascomycota; Eurotiomycetes; Eurotiales; Aspergillaceae.
GUAUUUAUCCCGUACCAUGGGAAUCAGACGGUGAUCACGAGAACAUUGUACCAAUCGGGCCAUAUGAUGUCAGUCGCCUUGUAGUAGGUCACCUACAUAUAAAGGUUAAUAUCGAAGUUAGUCUGAGAACAUCACCAAACACCUCCAAACUACUAUUGGAAGCAGUUAUAUUCCACCAUGUCGGACAUCCUCCGCAGAGCUUCUGACGCGUUCCACCAUCGCCAGCGUCAAGAGUCAACCGACUCGACGGCCGCACCCAAAUCCCCCGACGCAGCAAAGCUUCCCGAGCAAGAGCCGCUGGAUCAAAGCCCCGAGUCUGCUCAGCCUGAUCCACACGGUGCAGCAACUGAUAAUGUUGCCCAUCCGAAGCAACACCACCGUUGGGGCUGGGGACACCGCCAGGCAAACAAAAUCGAGGCAAAACAGCAACCUAGUCAGCAACAAACAGACAAUACUGACUGGGUUAUGGGCUCUUAGGAGUAUAAUAAUGCUUGACUGAGUGGCCAGUGAGCUGGCGUCGGGGUUUUUGGAGGCCAGCAUUGGGAUAUGACGGGAGUGUUGUGCAGAUAAUGCAUAUUAUCACACCACUUCGGACAACAUGGACCACAAAACUCAGAUAUUGAUCUUCUGUACUGUAAUAGCCCUUGUAAUUAGUCUCUUUCCUUUCCCGGCUUGGGCGAGUGAUUACCAACCUGGCAUGCUUACUUUUACGCUUGACGCGAAACGUUUCCGUAGCUACGGUCCGAUCGGACCUCGAUAGCUUCCAAAUAAUCCAGGGAUCCGUCUCAUUGAAGUUGCAAGAAAGGGCAGUGCUAUGAUGAGGCGAUCUAUCUUUACUUUGGCC